AUGUUCUUCUUCGGGAGCUUUUUAUACGUUUCCGUGCUCCUGAUCAACGCCAUCGCCGUCCUCUCCGAAGACCGCUUCCUCGCACGCAUCAACCUCUCCCCGUCCUCGUACGACCCAGCCUUCGGCCAGGCGCCCGGCCCCGACGGCAGCGUCAAGUCCAAGAUCAUAACGCUGAUUGCCAGCGUGCGCACGCUCAUGAGAAUGUACGAGCUGAUCCUCGGCUGA
Molecule: messenger RNA, 225 nt
Organism: Phaeoacremonium minimum UCRPA7
Lineage: Eukaryota; Fungi; Ascomycota; Sordariomycetes; Togniniales; Togniniaceae
Product: putative yos1-like protein
Exons: 4
Coding region: 1-225 (74 amino acids)
Biological process (GO): endoplasmic reticulum to Golgi vesicle-mediated transport
Cellular component (GO): COPII-coated ER to Golgi transport vesicle; Golgi membrane; endoplasmic reticulum membrane
Source: RefSeq, a predicted model, not a curated record